AAGAAGAACCAAAACAUCACCGCAGCAGCUGAAAGCAGCAAAUCAGGGAUUUCAUGCUGUCAUUAAAACACUGUCAACGUGUUAAUUACGUUAAUAACUACUUAUAAAAGACGACAACUCCCUCUCGGAGCGUUGUUAAACUUUCAGCCAAAGGAAAAUGUCACUGAGUGCAUCGUGUGAAUCGGUUUCUCAGAAGAGGACUCUGUCGAGCCUCCUCGCUGGUCGUGUGGUGAAGAGGCCGAAGCAGGGAGAUGGUCCGAGGCUGCAGGAGGCAACGAUCCAGCUGUUGGAGCAGCAGCAGAACCUCUGCAGUCUGCUCAGGGAGGUCGGGAAUCCAGAUCCGUGCAACAUCCUCCGCACUCCGAUAGGAGAGGAAAAACAGGCUGAGUCUGAGGGCAUCUCAUCUGUCAUUGCAGGAUCACUGCUGGUGUGUGAGCUGAGACGUCAGGCCUCGCAGCUGGGUGUCCCGGUGGCUGCGCUGUCAGUGAGGAUGAUGCUGGAGAGACUGAUGGAGAUCACUGCAACUGAGGAAGUGAAGGAGGAAGAGGACAAGAGGAGAGGGCUGCUCACUUCCUCUCAGCGGCGGUGAGUCCAGCUGUGUGCACUGCUGGAGUCCAGCAGAGAGCUGCUGUCACAGGGAGCCCUCUGCCCUAAACUGCUCUGGCAGGAGUACAAAAAAGAUCAGAGGCUGCCCAAGCUGGAGGUAGUGUACCAUCUUCACUUUUACAACAUCCUCAAUCUGAAGUACAUCAUAGAGAGUGAUGAAGGAGUGAGGUUGUGGUUGGCAUCUCAGUUGAAGGCUCUUUGCGUUUGGACGCCUCCACAGGGAGAAGAGGAGACCGAACAAGUUCAACAGAAAGUGAUGUCAACUGUAGUCGGAGUCUUGGUUGGAGCUGGCUUUGAAGUGAGCCAGGAGCCAGCCGCUGCAGACAGGAAGACGCCCCUGCUCUGCUGCUCAGUUCUGGACGACAUGCUCUUCUGGCUUCUGGACUCUGUGGAAAAGAGUGUGAUGCUGCAGUCUGCUGGCACGGGAGCUGAACUAUGGAUUCAGAUGUUUGAUGCUUCUUUGUGUGGAGUUUCAGUUUCAGUGGAAACCCUUCAACGUUUCUUCACACACUCCCUCACACAGACUCUCACUUAUAAGCCUCGACUUACAGUGUCAGAUGCCAUCACGCUGCAGAAUGAGUGGACCUUUGCAAAAGCCAGCCGGUCGUUGACUUCUCUUUUCCGUAAGCUGGCUGUGAUCUUCAGUGUGGAGCAGCUUCUGUGUCACCUGCAGAAGGUUUUGGAAACCCACGAGGUCAACUGGAAACACGUCCUGUGCUUCCUCUCCACUCUGCUGGUUUACAACCCCAGUGCCCAGCCUAGCCUAACAGAGCUGCUGUCCAGACUGCUGAGCUCUGCAUUUGAAGGCUAUGACCUGGAGAACAUGAUAACAGCCUUCCUCUUGGCUCGGCAGGGUGCGCUGGAGGGACCCGGCAUCUUUCCUUCCUACAGCAACUGGUUCAAGAUGUCUUUCGGUGGAGGAAGCGGCUACCACGCGACCAGUAAGAAAUCUCUGGUGUUUCUGCUCAAGUUCCUGUCUGACCUGGUGCCGUUUGAACCCCCACUGUACCUCAAGGUUCACAUCCUGCAGCCUCCUUAUGUGCCUGUGAAACACCGCAACCUCCUGAUGGAGUACGUCUCUCUGGCCAAGACCAGACUGGCUGACCUCAAGGAGUCAGUGGAGGACAUGGGUUUAUAUGAGGAUGUUUCCGGCGCAGGUGCAGCAUCGUUGCAGCCACAGUGCCAGGCUGAACAGGAUGUGGAGAAGGCCGUGUCUUUAUUUGACAACACCGGAAGAAUCUCUGCCACAGUCAUGGAGGCCAGUAUUUUCCGGAGGCAGUAUUUCCUGACACGAUUCCUCCCGGCUCUGCUGACACCGAGGAUGCUUCCUGUCAAAGCUGAUUCUCGGAUGAGUUUCAUUGAAGCUCUGAAAAAGGCGGAUAAGAUCCCUGCUGCACAGUAUUCAUCCUAUGUGGAGUCCUGCCAGAAACAGAGGCAGCAGAGUGGGAGUGCCCUGUGUUUGGACACUAAAGAUGAUCCUCUGGACGUCCUGAAGAUUCAGCUGCAGGAGUUUACAGAGCUGGUUGUCGAGGGAAACGACGGAGAGAUGUCGGCCCAUCUGUCCAGGAUUUCACACACCCUGAAUGUCGUCUUUCCUGGUCGUCCUGAUGAGCUGAUUGGACAGAAAGUCAUCGUUCUUCACAUGAACCCCCCUCUGUGCCCUGAGCUCCACGUCAGAGUUGUCAACAUGAUCCUGAGAAACUUCUGUCAGUGCUUGUUAUGUGCCUCCAGAGCAAACCCCCCUAAUAAACAAAGCCUGUGGGCCUCCAGGUUUGUCAGUGUGCUGCUCGGAAACACACAGUUCCUCUCCAGCCUCAUACACAGACUCUGGGACUUAUUUCAUAACCAGGGGUCGUCACUGCGUGCUGCCCACUUGCUUGGUCUGGCAGCAUUUGUGGUCCAUCUCCAUGUCUCCAUGUCCUGUGGUCCUCUGGUUCAGCUGGACCCGCCCAUCCUGCCCGAGCCAGUACCUGUUGGAGAAGCUCUUAGUUCGGCGCUGGUCUGCAGCACACACACUAACAUGCUCUUCUGUGUCAGGUUGUGUGUGGCAGCUGUGUGUUACGGGAUCUGCAGAGGAGACUCAGUGCCUCAGCAACAACAGCAGGACUACAUCCUCAACAGCCUCUAUAAGAAGCUUCUGUACCUCAUCCCAAGACUGUUGCCUGAAGCCAGAAGAAGUCCCCUCACUUUUGGAGGUCCCAGUAGUGAAUACCAGGAGGAGAACCUGCCUGGUCUGUGGAGCAGCGCCACACUCACCGACAGUACCUGGAGGAAGACCGCUUGGCAUCUGUGGAGGCACCCAGCUUUCUGUCAGCUGCAGCACACACCACGGUAUCAGUUAUUGUUCUCAGAGUGGCUGACUCAUGAGCUCAGAGUACAGAGAGGUGAAGACGCCCUGUCAGACCCAGAACGUCAGGAGUACCAGCAGUGGGCUUGCUUGGAGCUCUAUCUGUCUCGUCCGGAGUCGCAGGGAGGUUGUGGAGGAGACAUGAAGAACCUUUGCUCUCAUCUGCUCAAUGCCAUUAUGGACCAACAGUUAAGCGAGCAGAGCCCGGAAAGGCUGAGGUCAGAAAGAGGCACCUGUCUGCCGGACAUCCUGUCCAGGUUACAUGAGCUUGUGUAUGAGAUUGAAGUGACUGAUCUCUCUAGCAGCCGUAGAAGCAAAGCUGAUGUGUGUGACGUCCUGUUUGAGUUGGUGUCUCAGAAAUGUUCCUUCACAGUGACCUCAGCUUCCCCGAACAUCAGCACUGAGCUCAGCCUGCAUCACACACUGAACACAUGGAACAGAGUACUUCUGGCUCUCCCAGCAGCACUGUUCAUCAAAGUAAAGUCUGAGGGAGGGAGGAUGACUCUCGAUUGUAACAUGCUGAUAGAACAUGUAAACCAGCAUCAGAGAAAAGUGUGUUCUCCAGUCGGCUUACUGUCCUGUCAUCUGACAUCGCACCUCCUGAGAGGUGUGUUAUGUGCCAGUGUACGGUGUGAGCGCUCGGCAGAAGAAGUCAACAAAGCCUGUGCUCAGAUCAGUCUACACUGUCCUCUGCUCCUGGUCUCCACCAUGCACUGGUGGGAGCGUGUGUCUCCAGUGCUCUUGUCACUGUGGCAUCGUCUGUGUGAUGGAGAGCCUUUACCUGAGCAGCUGCAGCUCCUCACUGACUGUCAGAACUGGGCCUGCAGUUUAGAAAAGGGGCCGUCGUCAGUGCCAGGGCCUGAAGGUUCAGCUCUGCUGCUGGCCGCCAGCCUGCAUAGCGCCUGGCAGGGCUGUGGGUGCAACAACCACGUGGGCUUCAGUGCUGCCCUGAAUACACUGCGACCAAAGGAAUGCACACAGCACCGACAGGUGCUUGUUUUUCUGCUUUUCCUGUAUGUAAACGACUACCUGUCAUCACUCCUGAAUCCUCAGGAGAGCAGCCAUCAGAACAUCCGAAAUGUUUGCACAGAUCUUCUGCUUGUGUUGGUCGACUCUGCUGACUGGCUGCUCAUCUUUAAACCGAACGAACAAGGUUUUUACCAGUCAAUCGCCAUGGUGACAUCAGAUGAGUUUACUCGACUGAUGCCUUGGGCCUUCUACAGCCUGCUGCUCCAGCAGAGUGCGGAGCUGCUACAGAGAGCUUUGUGUUGUCCGGGGUUCCUCCAUACUGCCGUCCGCUGCUACAUCAGUCUGCUGCAGCUUUUCCUGGAGGGACAAACACUCACACCAGCCAGUGAACCCUCCGACAAUCAGAUGGAGCCUUCCCAGAUUGUGAGUCACUCCAAGCAGUUUCUCCUGAGAGCGAUCUCACAGACGUCUCCAACUGCUCCGUCCUCCAGCCAACUCAGACAGCUGGAGUCUCAGUGUGCAGAGCUGGACCCAGAGUUGGCAGCAGCUCUCUCUGUGCACCUCGACCCUCACACACUCAGCCCAGAGAUGGACUUCCUCUGAACCACUGCAGACUCAUGUUCAAGCAGAGAAACUGACUAAAGUCAAAUGCGACACCAAAAUCUUCUCCGCUCCCUCGAGCUUUGGAGGUGCAGUACAGCAGGUACUUUGUUUUAAAUAUCAUCCAACAGAAACAUGUUCCUCUUGUUAUAUUCAUCAAACAGUUAAGAUUUUACCAGUCCAAAUACUCGGCUUUGUAAAAAACUUCUACAUUUUAUUUGUCUUUUUACACAUAAUACACAAAGGACUUAAUUAUACACAUGUACAUCUGAAGCCCUUUUCACUGUUUACAAUACAGAUAGAAACUCUUAAAAAGAGUACUUAGCAUUGUAAUAACUUAAUAAGAAACAGUGACCUAAUAAAAGUGAAGUGAAGGUUCUUGGAAAUCAUUCUGCACAGCUGUUUGCACUGUGAGGAGGUUACACAGCACAAACGAGUGCUUCACAUAUAUUUAGGUAACGAGGAUAUUGCAUUAAAUAGGACUUAAAACUGCAUUCAUGCAGGAUACACACAUUUAUAUGUAGCUGCUACUGCAUACUCCAACUAUCAAAGAGAACGGUCUGUAUAAAUCCAUAUAGUCCACAGGCAGAGUGAAGUCAUUUUACAUCAGAUCAGUAACAGAGGCACCAGAAAAGUUUGUUGUCUUUUCAACUUAUAAUGAAACCCAGCCACUUUUUUGAUCAUUUCAAUCACCAUUUUUCUCCAUUCUAUAAUUAUCUCAUUAUACAGUGCUAUUUUUUAUUGGUUUUUUUUAACCAUUCCAACACUAAAUUAAAUUGCCUAACUACAAAUUUGGGAUUGACGGGAAAACUCAACAUUACCUACUUCUGCUGCUGCUUUGCAUUAAAAGCAUUCAACUGGGAAAAUUAUAGACUGCAUAAAAUAAGGUACAUAGCUACCGUGACGUGACGUCACCCAUG
Molecule: messenger RNA, 5442 nt
Organism: Plectropomus leopardus (leopard coralgrouper)
Lineage: Eukaryota; Metazoa; Chordata; Actinopteri; Perciformes; Serranidae
Source: RefSeq, a predicted model, not a curated record